Molecule: messenger RNA, 504 nt
Organism: Juglans microcarpa x Juglans regia
Lineage: Eukaryota; Viridiplantae; Streptophyta; Magnoliopsida; Fagales; Juglandaceae
Exons: 1
Coding region: 1-504 (167 amino acids)
Molecular function (GO): RNA-DNA hybrid ribonuclease activity; nucleic acid binding
Source: RefSeq, a predicted model, not a curated record
AUGAUGCAGAAGCUGACCAAGAAGGAAAUAGAGGUGGUGGCUAUGAUUAUGAGGGGAUUAUGGCUAAGAAGAAAUCAGUUUGUUUUAGCAAGAGAUGAAAUAAGGAAUUUUCAGGCAGCUCAGAAUAUGGAUUUAAACAAGGCAUCAAGCAACCCUGUAGAUAAGCAACAAAGGUGGAAGACUCCAAGUGAGGGCUAUGUAAAGGCUAAUUGGGAUGCAACUCUCAACCUAAAACAAAGAAAGAUGGGGAUAGGAGUAGUGAUAAGGGAUGAAUGGGGAGAAGUUCUAACAGCCUGUUGUGAUCAGAAGAAGUAUGUGCAGCAACUAGCUAUAGCAGAAUGUAUGGCCCUCUGGAAAGCUAUGGAACUAGGCAGAGAUCUUGGUUUCAAUAGAGAGGUCUUCAAAGGUGAUGCAUAUACUAUUGUGAAGGCUGUAAAUGAGGAGAGUGAGGACUACCCUGCUUAUGGAAGCAUAGUCCAAGAUGCAAAACAGAUGUUGCAAUAG